Rotaria sp. Silwood2 is the source of this 1211-nucleotide messenger RNA. NCBI's taxonomy places the organism in Eukaryota, Metazoa, Rotifera, Eurotatoria, Philodinida, Philodinidae. The record is from the annotation of a GenBank genome assembly.
UGAUAUAAAAGAAAAACUAUUACCAUAGUUGUGUCUUAGGAUAGAAAAAGUGACAAUCGAUAAUAUUCCUUGAAGAAAAUUUUUGAUCCAUAUUUAUAAAUAAAAUGUAUAACGAAAAAUAUUUUAAUUAAAAAUUUUAUUGAUUAGGUUAUUUACUUGAUACAAUAAAAGAUGAAGAAAAAAGAGAUAAAAAAUGUUUAUCACAUGAAAUUGAACGACUUUUUACAAUUCGUACUUGUCAAAUAAAUCGAUGUCAACGUUGUUCAAUUGAAUCCUAUCGUGAAGAAACAAGUAAUUAUUUGUUUCUUCCAAUUCCAACAUUGGAUAAUCAACAUGAUAAUUUAAAUUAUAAUCAAUCAGCUACACCUAUAUCAAUAUUGAAAAAUGGUUUAAAAUUUUAUGCAGCAUCAAAUGGAAAUUCAACAUCAGAUGAUCAAGCAAAAUCAAUUGCUACAUCUCUUGUUCAAUCUAAUCCAAUAAAUCGAUCUUCAUUACCAAAUUUAUCUUCAAAUUCUUCUGUUCAAUCACGUUCUCCACCAUCAUCCUAUAUUAAUAUAACAAAUACAAUACAUAAUUCAUCAAAUCUUCAAUUUGUUUUUGAUUGUUAUUUUCAAAAAGAAGAAUUAAAAGAUGAUAAUCAAUAUCGAUGUGAACAUUGUCGAUCACUACAAGAUGCUGAACGAUAUACUAUUCUUAAAAUAGCACCUGAAUAUUUAAUAUUAUCUUUAAAUCGUUUUGAAUAUGAUAAAAAAACAAAUACAUUUCGUAAAGUUUUUACUAAAAUAAAUUAUCCUAAAGUACUCAAUGUUAAUAUUAAUCCAUCACAAAAUUCACGAAAUAAUUCUAUUUUAACAAAAUAUUGUCUUGUUCUUAUUAUUGUUCAUACUGGUUAUACAUUACAUGGUGGUCAUUAUUAUGUAUAUGCUAGAGAAAUAAAACCAUUAUUAACAAAACUAAAUAAUAAUGAACAAGAAGAUUAUUUUUCAAAUGAUGAAUGGUUUUUAUUAAAUGAUGAUCUUGUACAAAUGUCUUCUUAUGAAGCAAUGAUUGAAAAUUGUGCUCAAUAUACAUCAGCUACACCUUAUAUUCUCUUCUAUAAACGUAUUGAUAAACAACGUAUUGAAGAAAUGGAAAAAACUAAACAAAUACAUGUACAUAAAAGUCUUAUGGAACAAAUUCAUGAAGAUAAUUUAAUUUAUGAACAUGAAUGA